CAUUUGUGGUUUCUCUCGAAUAUAAGACCAGCGACUUAUCCCUUUUUCCCCCUCCAAUUUACCUCUUUCAACCAUGUCUACUCAGCGCGAAACUUCUGGCAAGGACCCCGUCCGCGUGGCGGCCGGUCUCAAAGCAACCGUUCACAACCCUAAUGUCUCUGAGGAAGCCAAAGAGCGUGCCACCGACCAACUGCAGCACAUGCAAGAAGGCGAAGUGGACCCGCAGUCUUACAGCCAAGGCGCUACUCGCGUACCCGUCAGCGACGAUGAUGUCAAUUUGAGCGGCAAUCAGCGUGGUGGAUACAAGGCCACCUUGAAGAAUCCUAACGUUUCCAAAGAAGCUAAAGGCCAUGCUCGCGAGAUCUUGGAGGCCGACCAGGAGGAGUAAAUAUUGAUUUGCGUUUUAAAUAUCUCAUGUAUGAUUAUUGGCCAGAAGGAAUUCAAGUAUUUGACAAGCC
Molecule: messenger RNA, 458 nt
Organism: Desarmillaria tabescens
Lineage: Eukaryota; Fungi; Basidiomycota; Agaricomycetes; Agaricales; Physalacriaceae
Exons: 4
Coding region: 74-388 (104 amino acids)
Cellular component (GO): cytoplasm
Source: RefSeq, a predicted model, not a curated record